AAAUGACAAAAACAAAGCAAGAAAAUUAAGAUAAUCAACAAUGAAGCAACCCCAAAGUCUUAUAAUCUUUUUUAAUUUGUCUACCUUACUAUCACCAAAAUUGCACCAUUUCUUCUCCCAAUGGAACAACGUGCAACAACACAUCAUGUACACAAACUAUCCUUCAUCCUACUCAUACUUUCCCUUGCUUUCCCUUCCUCUUCGUUUGAAUUGCGGCCAUCGGUGGCCGAUUCCACGUUCCUUCACAGCAACGACACCGCGAUAUCUGAUUUUCGUGUGCUGAACCGAAGAGCUUUGUUUCAAUGCCCUGAUCUUAACCCUUAUCUCCAAAUCAAUGUUACCACCCAAGGUGACCUCUCUGAUGAACAGUUCAUCACUGUGAAUGUUAGUGGGGUUUUGGUACCUUCGGAUGGUGAUUGGGUUGCUAUGGUCUCACCUUCAUUUUCAAAUGUGACUACUUGUCUUGGAAGUGAAGCUUAUUAUUUACAGACUGGUGACACAAGUAUUCUUCCUCUUCUCUGCCACUAUCCUGUUAAGGCAAAGUAUGUGACCAGUGAUCCGAGCUACCUAAGUUGUAAGAACCAAAAAUGCCAGAAAUAUGGUAAUAACGGCGACUGCGAGGUUAGGACUUGCGCUGGCUCCUUGUCUUUCCAUGUCGUUAACAUUAGGACCAACAUCGAGUUCGUGUUCUUCGCCGGCGGGUUCAGCACGCCUUGCAUUUUGACAAAAACCGACGUGCCGUUGAAAUUUUCAAAUCCCAAUUCACCCCUGCAUGGACAUCUCUCCAGCAUAGAUUCCACUGCCACAUCGAUGAGAUUAACAUGGGUUAGUGGAGAUAAGGAACCUCAACAAGUACAAUAUGGAGAUGGAAAAUCACAAACAUCAGAAGUUACAACAUUUUCAGCAGCUGAUAUGUGCAGUGAGUUUCGGCUUGGUUCCAUUGUGGUACCAAGUCCAGCAAAAGAUUUUGGAUGGCAUGAUCCUGGUUACAUUCACACUGCAGUUAUGUCAGGAUUGCAACCUUCAAGCACCUUCAACUACAAAUAUGGAAGUGAUGCAGUUGGGUGGAGUGCUGAAAUUCAAUUUCGGACGCCACCCGCCGGAGGAUCGGAUGAACUCAAAUUUCUUGUUUUUGGUGAUAUGGGAAAGGCUCCUCUUGAUUCUUCAGCUGAGCAUUACAUCCAGCCAGGAUCAAUUUCAGUGAUUAAAGGAAUGACCGAAGAGGUUGAAAAUGGCAACGUAGACUCCAUUUUUCACAUCGGAGACAUAAGCUAUGCAACUGGCUUCUUAGUUGAAUGGGAUUACUUCCUCAACCUUAUAACCCCUUUGGCUUCUAAAGUUUCUUACAUGACAGCAAUCGGAAAUCACGAAAGGGACUAUUCAGAUUCAGGGUCAUGGUACACAGGUUCAGACUCGGGAGGGGAAUGUGGGGUUCCAUAUGAGACCUAUUUCCCAAUGCCAACACCAGCAAAAGAUAAGCCAUGGUAUUCAAUAGAGCAAGGCAGUGUUCAUUUCACUGUUAUUUCGACAGAACAUGACUGGACCGAAAAGUCUGAACAGUAUGAGUGGAUGAAAACAGAUAUGGCUUCGGUUGAUAGAUCAAAAACACCUUGGUUGGUGUUUACUGGGCACAGGCCAAUGUACAGUUCUCUAGGUGCUGAUGAUCAAUUUCUUGAAACAGUAGAACCCCUUCUCUUGAAUAACAAGGUGGAUCUGGUCCUUUUCGGACAUGUACAUAAUUAUGAGAGAACGUGCUCGAUCUACAAUUCAGAAUGUCUAGCAAUUCCCGAAAAAGAUAAAAAUGGCAUCGACACAUAUGAUAAUACCAACUACAGUGCACCUGUCCAAGCUAUCGUUGGAAUGGCUGGUUUCAGCCUCGAGAAGUUCCCUGAUGAUGCACCUAGUUGGAGCUUGGUAAGGAUUUCUGAAUUUGGGUAUGUUAGAGCACAUGCAACAAAGGAUGAGCUGAAAUUAGAGUUUGUGAAUUCCGAUUCCAAAAAUGUUGACGACAGCUUCAUCAUCACCAAAAAGUAAAGGCGGAUGCAAUUCAGGCAACAUUUAUAUAUAUAUAUAUAAAAAGAGUUUACGAUCUUGUUCAUUAUGUUAUUUAUUUACGGAUUGUACGUUUAAUUACUCCUAAAAUAUCUUAUGACACAUAUAUAUAUUAUGUAUUAUGUAAAGAAAUAUUUUAAUACAUUCUUAAGCAGAGUUUAUAGUGUGACAA
Messenger RNA from Gossypium arboreum, 2224 nucleotides. Its product is annotated as probable inactive purple acid phosphatase 1. The record is from RefSeq and is a predicted model, not a curated record. Gene Ontology annotation, molecular function: acid phosphatase activity; metal ion binding. NCBI's taxonomy places the organism in Eukaryota, Viridiplantae, Streptophyta, Magnoliopsida, Malvales, Malvaceae. The coding region runs from base 121 to 2034 and encodes 637 amino acids. The transcript is spliced from 13 exons.